UCUAUCCAUCAAUGUCCGCAUUCGCAAAAUAUCACAAAAAAUAGUUUUCUUUUUCACGCACUAUCGCAUAAUAACACAAAUGAAAAUUGCAGCUAUACAGCUAUAGAACAUCAAUCAAAUGUGCAGCUAUGACACAGCCGAACCAAAUAAACGUAGACAUUGAAAAUGUUCCUCCAUCCGAAGUAUCGCCUCGGAAUAAUGUUUUGGUCAGGUUGGACUCAAUCUCUAGGCCUUCGCCAACAAACAGGAACAAUGUGGGGCUCGGGGACCGCCUCAGCAGUGUCUUCAGGGAGAUUAGACCACUCGUUGAGCAUGCCCGAAUGGGUAAUAAUGCAAGGUUAUCCCUACCGACAUGGCUUCCUCGGAACCCACCUGGCACACAUCAAGCAACAGAAGUCCAAAGACCACAGAGUUCUAUAGCACAUGUGAACUUGGGCCCCAACGCCCAGACAUACAUAGUGAAUGAGCGGGUGGUCCUGGGCUCCCUGCCAUUGUCCCCUACACAUGGAAUGAGUAAUGUGGCCAUUGGGGAGCCUGAAGCUCCUGAGCCAGCUACAGAUCUCCAGGACAUCAAUGUGUCUGUCAACCCGUCUAACAAUAACAAUAUACAUGACAAUGUGGAUAAUGAUAGCCAAAGUGAAGAUGGCACGCAACAGGUAGUAGAUGUGCGUGGAACACUGAACCUACUGAUCCGGUAUGCGCCAUUCUACUUUAUCCUGUUCAUCAAGUUCCUGUACGACGCGCGCGCGGGGCUCUUUGCCUUUUUCCUGCUCUUCUUCACGUUCUCACAUGGAAAUACUGCUGUUAAGCGAGAGCACGCCGCGCAACUGAACCGGAGCAUACUAGUGCUCGGCUUUGAGCUGGCGUGGACGGCCGGGUUCGUGGCCGUGGUGCAUUACGUGUUCGGCGACGGCAAGCUGCUGCCGAACGUGGUGAUGUUCCCCGCCUACGCGGGCCCCAUCGACGUGUGGGAGCUGCUGUGGCUGGUCGUGCUCACAGACCUCAUCGUCAAGAUCAUCACGGUCGACGUCAAGAUAUUGCUCACUAUGAUGCCUGCGUGCUUGCUGCCCAUUCAGAAAAGGGGUAAAGUGUACCUGUUCGUGGAGUCGGUGUCGCAGCUGUACCGCUGCCUGCUGACCAUCCAGCCCUGGCUGUUCUACCUCAUGCAGUCCUACGAGGGCUCCGAGAAGAUGGUCGGCAUGUUCCUCGUCUCCAUAUACGUGGUGGCUAAGCUGAUUGAGCUGCUCAUGAGGAUACGGCUCUUCAAGAACGCUACGUGGACCAUGCUGCAGAGUGUGAAUUUCGGCACGAAGCCAACGAGCGAGCAAGUCCUCGCUGCAGGUGAUGCGUGCUCUAUCUGUCACGACGACUUCAAGACGCCCGUGCGGCUGUCUUGCUCGCACAUCUUCUGCGAGCCCUGCAUCUCCGAGUGGUUCGACAGAGAGCACACGUGUCCGCUCUGUCGCGCCUCCGUCGAGGACGGCCAUGCGUGGCGGAACGGCUCCACGACCUUUGACUUCCAGCUGUACUAGUGUGGACGCUCAGUGGAAUAGUGUGGCUAGGGCUAGUUAGGGCUCGGUCGAACCUUUCAGUUCAAGUCUUGACUUGAAUGCUCGACCAAGCCACCUAAUCGAAUGCAGUGGACUGCAUGGUAUGGACGGUAAACGCACUUGGGUGUUCUAAAUGAGCUUUAGCGUGAUUCUUGUUUUAGGUUAAGCUUUGGUUAAUUAAGCGGAAUGCCAAGCCGGUGUGACGGUCGCGUAGCUCAGGGUGGUAUUACGUCUAACCAAUAUCUUGGUCCAAUGUCAUUGCGUCUCACUCUCUCAUGAAGCAAAAUGUGAGACAAAAUACCCAUUGGACAAAGAAAUGGGAUAGGCGGAAUAACUUUCAUGCAUCCCAAAAAGGUUUAAUAUUAGGUACUCAAUAGGGUGGGCCGUUUGAGUAAAUAUUGGAAAUAAGCAAUGUAAUACCACCUAAAAGAUGCGUAAUUUUAUGUAGAUAACGAGAAAAAUAAUUAAAAAAAUCUAGCUAUUUACUUUGAGCCCUCUACCAACGAUUAAGUGUAAAAAUUAAAUAUAUUUUUUUAAAUAAAAUUUCAUUAUAUUUUUUUUUCAUUUUUAUUUUUUGUUUGAAGAAAGCAAUGCCUUAAGCAUCCGACAUGAUUUUAACGUUCGUCAAUUACACUCCUAAACAUUUUUUUCUGAAGUGAAAAAGUACUCGUAAAUUGCGUUUUUCGGAAAAAAACUUUUUAAUAUAUGGCAGACGCCCAAAUUUAUAUGUGAAUCCUAUUCUAGGCCCAUUAGUGAACAAUAAAAUAAAAUAGAUCAUAAAAAUAUAUACUGUUUAUAGCAAACCAAUGAGAAAAAGCACAUCGUAAUAUGCAUGAAUUGGCAUAAAACGCAACUUUUGCCUAAGUUUACAAAAAUAGGAAUAAUUGUAAAAAUGCAUAAUAAAAAUGCCAAAAACUGUUUUUAUCAUAUUUAAGCAGUUCUACUUUCAUAUUCAAUAUAAACUAAAAAUUUAUUGUAUAUAUUAACGACACUUCUCGUAUUUCAUGCGAUAAAGUGAUAAUUGUAUUUUAUAUGAACUGUUGGGGGGUUUUAUUAUAUGAUUUUAGUGAAAGUUAAGAACUAAAUACUACUGAAUUAGGUUAGUUAAUGGUCUAUUUAUGUUAUAUUAUAAUAAUUUUAAUAAAUAAGAGCCAUCCAAUAUUUUUAAUUUUUUUUAAAUUUUGCCCAAUUUUUUUUUUCUUCGUCGGCUGGUAGAGGGCUAAAAAUAAUACCUAUUUUGAUUAUUUUUGCUAGAACUGUAAUCUACGCAUUAUUACGCAACUUUUGAUACCUAUUACGAUAUGAGUUUUGAAUAUUUAUUUUCUUCCAUACAAAAUCGGCCCACCCUAGUACUCAAGUUAUAUAAAAUGCUCUUUAUCCUUUCGCACUUACACCAGACCGUGGACAGAUCCGUGGAGUUUUGAUUAAUACUCGUACAAAGAAGAGAAAAGAGAAUUCAAAGCCUACUAACACGGAUCUAAAUUCGUCACGCCGGCGAAGAUUGGCCUAAAAGUUGACUAUCUCUGAGUUCAAGCGGGCGUCCAUUUGCGAAAAUAUUAUUUGAAUAUUGUCUUGUAGGAAGCCUUUUUGUGUCAGUUCGUUAUUUAAUCUAUGUAUUCUGCUUCAAUAACCUAUUUUUGUGAUAAUUUUACGUCUAUAGUCCUUCUGUCCUUGUUUACUGAUAUAUAUAGUGAGGUAUAUUUACCUGUAUGUUAGAUAUGUUUGUGGCUGAAUGCAAGCCGGUCCGUCAGUGUCCCGGCCGGCCUUACCGUAACCGUGAUAUUAUAUUGGUCAGUGUAGAUAGUGUUUAAAGCUAUAUUUUCUUACUAUCCUUGUUGUACAUACAGUAGUGGUGUCAUGUGCUAUAACACAGAUUACGUGAAAUUACAGAAGAAACGUUAGUGUUUAAAAACAUUUUAUAUUUGUCACGCGGUGGGGUUAACGUUCCUUUUUAAUGACAAGGAAUAAACUGAUAACUACCUAGAGCAGUAAUAGUUCGUGGAGCGUCUUCUCUGGUAUUACGUAAUCUAUGGGCACAGACAGUAAAGUGGGAUAGAUUUGAACCACGGAUUUGUCGAAAUUGUUCCCUUAAAACCAUUAAGGUAGGUCGAUAAAAAUGUUCAAAAAAUUAGGGUUACCUAUUCUUACUAGUUACCAGCGAGUUGUCACCAGUGGUAACAACUUUUUCCCCACCUACUUGGUGGUAACUAGUACAGUAUUGGCACUGUAUGAUACAGUGUAUAUACACUGCUGGAUACUUGAAUUAUUAAACCAGCAUUCUGAAAUUACAAGGCUGCUUUUGGAGUUUCUUACUUGCCACAUAGCUACUGUAGAAUGAUUGAUUUCAGAAUAAUUUCCCACUUUGUGCGGCAGUGAUAAACAUGGUUUUUUUUUUCAAUUUCGUUUUAAUAUUUACGUAUUUACCUAAAUAUUACAAACGAUGACCAUAUUACAUAUUACCAUACAAAUAGAAUUGGACCUUAUCACUGAGGAAUAAGGUUGACUAAAAUACGCUUCAGUGGCCUUUGCGACUGCGAUGCAAGUUAAUAUUGGAGGUUAUUCACUCCGUGCAUGGCUGUGGCGCCACCCUAGUGGGCGUGGGAAAGUUGCUCAUUUGACAGUUCGCAGCUGACAAAUAGCAUGAAGAUAUCGUCCUAGGAAACUUCAUAUUUUCACCACAUCGUGUGUUGGUGUCGCUUGUAUUUCCUCCACCACCAACUUCGCACAUAGCCAAUAGCGUGGCGCCUAAUUUGCGCCUCCAUAUACUACUAGGGAUAGCGGUAUGGUAGCCUUUAUCCCUUUGCGAUACGGUUUAGAAAUGGUCAGUUCACUUCAGUACAGUGUUCCUACGGCCUAAAUCCGCGCAGACAGUUGAUUCUUUACACCCUCAAAUUCAUAAAACCCUGGACAGUCAAGGACCCAAGUUAACUUGACAAUAAGAUUGCUAGAUUAUGUGUAGUAUGGAUGAGAAAGCAUACUCUUAUAUUUUUUACAUAAUUUUGGUUAUUAACCACCCAUUAUCUC
Messenger RNA from Cydia fagiglandana, 4574 nucleotides. Its product is annotated as E3 ubiquitin-protein ligase RNFT2. Gene Ontology annotation, biological process: positive regulation of ERAD pathway. Gene Ontology annotation, molecular function: ubiquitin protein ligase activity. The transcript has 7 exons. The record is from RefSeq and is a predicted model, not a curated record. The coding region runs from base 129 to 1532 and encodes 467 amino acids. NCBI's taxonomy places the organism in Eukaryota, Metazoa, Arthropoda, Insecta, Lepidoptera, Tortricidae.